AAAGAAUGAAGCAAAAUUCAAUCUGAUGGAAUGCAAAUUUGACGUCCGCGAGAACCCACACUCAUCCUCUCUCUACAACUUUCUCUCUCUAAUGGUACAGCGCAGAACCUCAUGAACCCCUCCCUGUCUCUCUCUCUCUCUCUCUCUCCCCAACAGUGACUACGACUUUACUGAACUUCAGAGCUUCCAUUUAAACUCAUAAUUUUAUUAAAUAUUAUUGUAUCCAUGUAUGCACACAGAUGACAGAAAUACGUAUGUUCCUAGUAUCUGUGUUACUAAUGUUAAAGGAGAAAAGAAGUGAAUGUAGUAGUAUGUUUGAUUCUUGUCAAUUGGUUGAGCUCCGACGCUGUGGUGUUGACUGUUAAUCGGCUUUUGUAAGGAAAAUGGUACCGCGAGGGGCUUCUAAUACACUUGGUAACUCCCAGUCUGUCCCACCUUCACUACUGCGAUCGAAUUCUGCUAUGUUGGGUGGUCAGGGGGGUGCUAUGCCAUCACAGGGUGGUUUCCCCUCUAUGGCAUCUCCACGGACACAAUUUGGUAACAUGAAUAUGCUUGGGAAUGGUCCUAAUGUUACAUCUCUACUCCAUCAGUCUUUUGGAAAUGGUGGUCCUAAUCCUGGGAAUACUCAGAGGGGUCUUAUUGACAACGGGGCCGAAUCUGAUCCACUUUCUAGUGUUGGAAAUGGAAUGGGAUUUAAUUCUCCGCCUUCAUCAUUUGUUUCAGUGUCCAUGUCCACAAAUUCUAAUUCAGCUGCUCAAGUUCAGGGGCAACAAUUUACUAAUACUUCUGGAAACCAAAUGUUGACAGACCAACAAACCCAACAGCUUGAUCCCCAGAGCUUCCAGCAUAAUCAACAGCUGCCACAGUUUUCUACCCCUGACAAUUCCCAGACACAGCAGCAGCAAUUUCAUUCAAUGCGAAGUGGAUUAGGAGGUGUUGCUUCUGUUAAACUAGAGCCACAGGUUACCAAUGAUCAAAUUCCACAGCUGCAAGCUUCGCAAAACCUGACAACAGUGAAAUUGGAACCACAACAGAUAGAAAACAUUCGAGGUUUGGCCUCACAGGUGUCUACUCAACCUCCCCAGCACUUACAAGCUUUACGGAAUCUUGCCACAAUGAAACUGGAACCACAACAGCUACAGAACAUGAGAGGCCUGACACCUGUCAAAAUUGAACCACAGCAUUCUGACCCUUCCUUAUUUAUACAGCAACAUCAGCAUCAACAUCAGCAACAACAGCAGCAGCAGCAAUUACUUCAAAUGUCUAGGUCCUCCCCUCAAGCUGCUGCCAUGGCCCAGCUUUUGCAUCAACAGAGACUUAUGCAGUUCCAACAGCAACAGCAACAGCAACAUCAGCUCUUGAAGGCAAUGCCUCAACAAAGAAAUCCACUUCAGCCACAAUAUCAACCACCAAAUAUGGCUUUAAGAUCUCCAGCAAAACCAUAUUAUGAGCCUGGAAUGUGUGCACGCCGAUUGACUAAUUAUAUGUAUCAGCAGCAACACAGACCCGAGGACAAUAAUAUUGAGUUCUGGAGGAAAUUUGUAGCCGAGUAUUUUGCUCCGAAUGCUAAGAAAAAGUGGUGUGUCUCAAUGUAUGGAAGUGGCCGCCAGACAAAUGGAGUUUUUCCUCAGGAUGUCUGGCAUUGUGAAAUAUGCAACCGCAAACCUGGGCGUGGGUUUGAGGCAACUGUUGAGGUUUUGCCUAGGCUUUUUAAGAUAAAGUAUGAAAGUGGUACAUUGGAGGAGUUGCUCUAUGUUGAUAUGCCUUGUGAGUAUCAGAAUUCUUCUGGGCAAAUUGUCCUGGACUAUGCAAAAGCAAUUCAGGAGAGUGUCUUUGAACAACUUCGUGUUGUCCGUGAUGGUCAGCUUCGAGUAGUCUUCUCACCAGAUCUGAAGAUUGUCUCUUGGGAGUUCUGUGCUCGCCGUCAUGAGGAGCUUAUCCCUAGAAGAUUGUUGAUACCUCAGGUCAGUCAACUUGGAGCUGCGGCUCAAAAAUAUCAGACUGCCACUCAAAAUGCAUCAUCUAAUGUAUCUGUUUCUGAGUUACAAAAUAAUUGCAAUCUGUUUGUUACCUCAGCUCGUCAAUUGGCCAAAGCUUUAGAAGUUCCAUUGGUAAAUGAUUUGGGAUAUACAAAGAGAUAUGUUCGUUGCCUUCAGAUAUCAGAAGUAGUUAACAGCAUGAAAGAUUUGAUUGACUAUAGCAGAGAGACCGGAACAGGACCUAUGGAGAGCUUGGCGAAGUUUCCUCGGAGGACCAAUGCAUCAUCUGGCAUUCACAAUCAAGGUCAACAUUCUGAGGAUUGGCAACAACAGCAGCAACAAAGUAUGGGUCAGAAUUCCAACCAUGAUUCUUCUGUUCAGGCUGCUCAAAUGCAACCUAUGUCCAGCAAUGUUACAUCAAAUGUAAACAGCUCUUUAAACUCAGCACCUGCUACCUCCUCCACUAGUAACAUUGCUGGACUUCUUCACCAAAAUUCCAUGAACUCAAGACAACAAAACCCUGUGAACGGUGUUAGUAGUCCAUAUGCAGGAAAUGCAGUUCAGAUGUCUUCACCAAGUUCCUCAAGUAGUAUGGCACAGCCCCAAACUAACCUUUCUUCAUUCCAAUCUCCGACAGUUCCCUUGUCUAAUAAUCCACCACAAACUUCGCAUGGUGGUUUAUCAUCAGGAUCACACAUUAAUUCGGCAGGUUCUCCAAAUAUUUCAAUGCCAGCCCUUUCUGGUGACAUGGAUGCUAAUGACUCUCAGAGCUCGGUACAGAAAAUCAUAAAUGAGAUGGUGAUGUCUUCACAACUUGGUGGAGGUGGUAUGAUAGGAGCUGGCACAAUUGGGAAUGACAUGAAAAAUGGAAAUGCGAUGUUGGCAACAAACAAUAAUUCUGUCCUUAAUGGCAGCAAUUACCUUGUUGGGAGUGGCACUGUGAAUGCAAAUACAGGCAUUGGAGGUGUGGGAUUCAGGAAUAUGGGCAACGGACGAAGUGGAUUGGGCAAUAACCCUGUAAUAAUGAAUGGAAGAGUAGGCAUGUCAAUGGCACGAGACCAGAGUGUGAACCAGCAGCCGCAACAAGAUCUGGGAAACCAACUGCUCAAUGGUCUUGGUGCAGCCAAUGGUUUCAACAAUCUUCCAUUUGAUUGGAAAACUUCUCCUUAAAGGCUGUGUUUCUGAUGUGAGUCCAAUCACUCCUGCAGGCAGCAUAGAAAAUUCCGGAGGCCUCAUGCACUGUAAUAUUAGCUUUGAAUGAAUAGUUGUUGGGUUUUUAAGUGCUGGGGUCCAUUGUAAUGAUUUGCAAGAAAAUGAAGAAGAGUAUAAUAUAGCUAGCUAGCUUUCGUGAUUGAAAUGUUGGCCUGAAAGUAGAGUCCAUCAUUCUUGUAACUUCAUUUUGCCUGUGUUGCUUUUUCCCUGGGACAGGGAAAUUCAGGGAAUUAUGCUGUUGUUACCUACCUACCACCCAAGCUCGCUUGCUCCCUUUCAUAUCCUCAUGUAAAUGUAAACUAUAGUAUGUAUACCAUUGACUUAAUGUCUUUACUCUUUA
This is a messenger RNA of Ipomoea nil (Japanese morning glory), 3531 nucleotides long. Its product is annotated as transcriptional corepressor SEUSS-like. Gene Ontology annotation, biological process: negative regulation of transcription by RNA polymerase II; positive regulation of transcription by RNA polymerase II. The transcript is spliced from 10 exons. NCBI's taxonomy places the organism in Eukaryota, Viridiplantae, Streptophyta, Magnoliopsida, Solanales, Convolvulaceae. Gene Ontology annotation, cellular component: nucleus; transcription regulator complex. The record is from RefSeq and is a predicted model, not a curated record. Bases 384 to 3149 code for a protein of 921 amino acids.